GUAGCGUAUAGAAGCAAAAGCAAGCCUCCCUCGGAUUCUCUCCCGGCAGGUUCCUAUUCGGGACCUCAUCACGAUGGGAGCGAGUUCAAAUAUAAGUCUUUUCCACUUACGUCUGCGAGAUCGGAAGGAGUUCGUCUUCGGGAGCGCGAUAAAAUGCCGUUUCAUACGAAUCGAUGUCGACAGUGAAUCUUUCGCCAGGCACUUUCAGGUGACCUUGUCGAGCAAUUCAACCCGAGGCUCUCAAAAUGGAUUUCAGCAGCACCCCGGGUUACCAUGGCUCCAGAGAGAUUGGACUCAAUGCAUGGCUUAUCGGGUUCUCAACGCUGUUCUACGGUCUCCGUCUGUUUGUCCGGAUAUCUAUGACAAAAUCCCCUGGGCUUGAUGAUGGAAUUGCUGGUAUAGCCUAUGUGUUCUUAUUGUUUCAAUCGAUGACGGACAUUCACUCGGUAUCUUUCGGCAGCGGAGCACACUUGGUCUAUAUACCACAAGGCAUCCUAGAUGAAUUUUUCAAGGCAUUGACUAUCCAGACACUCGUUUAUUUUUGGGCCGUGGCCCUGGUCAGAUUUGCAAUUCUUGCCUUUCUCUCUCGACUUUCCCAAGACAGGAGCAUCACUAUAAUCUCGUGGACCGUCGCGGUAGUAAUUCUGGCCCAGACCAUCGCUGCUUUUAUAUAUAGGCUUACCGAGUGCAAUCAACUAGAGGAUAUCUUCAAACCUCAAGGUCCUCAGGAUGCCCAUUGUGUAGGAGCAGCGGAUCAUAACAAAAUGAUGGUUGGACAUGGAAUCGUUGGCAUAGUUGUCGAUACGAUUCUCCUGCUCUUACCUAUCUGGGUUAUUUAUACCAAGAUGAUGUGGUCUAAGAAGACUCUCCAGAUCAUACUUGUCCUCAGCGUCGGGUUUUUUGCAGUCGCCACCGGAAUUAUACGUGUAAUCUUGAUUAAGACCAAAAACUUCGAGACAGACGUAACAUACGAGAUGCCGUCUCUUGGCAUCUGGACAAAUCUUGAAGGCCAUGUCGGGUUAUGGUGCGGAUGCUUCCCUGCGCUGCAACCCCUUCUACGAAUGGUACCGGGCAAACUUUGCGGCACGACAAAUAAUGGCGGGCAACAGAAUGAGAAGAUAAGUCACGACGCGACAAAAACGACAUACGAAGGAAGUGUAGUAUAUCGCAAUGAAGCGGACGGCGAAAGCCAACGGGCAAUCGUCUCGAUAGAUAUGGGAGUUGGAGACAGAGAAAUGCAAAAACGAGAUGCAUCUCCUGUAUGAAAUUGGACUUAUUUUUAGUAUGUAGAGGGAUUUGGAAUCUAGGGCUCGGAAUACUUUCAUUAAUACGGAUAGACAUUGUUCCAUACGGAUAUUUCCUUUAAAGUUAGCAUCUAUUAAUUAGAAGACUGUUAAGUAAUUUGGUGGUAUGAGCUUGAGAAUAUCAUAACUGUACUUGGAUGAGGCAAGGAUUUUACCUCCCGCUUCGUCAUCGUUGUUCUUUUGAUUCGAUGCAGAGACAGAGAUAAGAGGGACUUGGCUAUCUGAAUAUCUAAAUCUAAACCGAACAAGUAGGGUGGGACAGAC
Messenger RNA from Annulohypoxylon truncatum, 1568 nucleotides. RefSeq lists its product as uncharacterized. Bases 246 to 1265 code for a protein of 339 amino acids. The record is from RefSeq and is a predicted model, not a curated record. The transcript is spliced from 7 exons. NCBI's taxonomy places the organism in Eukaryota, Fungi, Ascomycota, Sordariomycetes, Xylariales, Hypoxylaceae.